ACGGUUUUGCCCCAAGGGAUUCAUGUCUACAGAUUCAGUUUCCAAAUACCACCAGGAAGCAUGCCUUCAUUCUUCAGAGGGACUCAUGGAAAAAUUGUCUACAAGCUAGAAGCAAAACUGUUAAGGAUCUGGAGGAUGAACAGUACAGCAGAGAAGGAGAUCAAAUUUGUCUCCAAAUGUGUUCCAAACCUUCAUUCUCUGAUGUCACCGCAAGUUGGUUCAACGAACAAAAAGAUGGGUUUUUUCUCAAAAGGACACGUACACAUGGAUGUAACUGUGGACAGGAUCGGUUACGCAGCAGGUGAAACAAUAGUGGUUCUUGCUAAAGUUGACAAUUCUUCAUCCAGUGACAUGACACCGAAAUUUAGCUUAAUACAGAAAGUCGUGUACCAUGCCAAUGGCAGAACCAAACAUGAGAAUACAGUUUGUCAUAAAGUUGCUGACAACUGUAUUAGACCAAAAACACGGAAGGAGCUCAGAUGUGAAAUAAAGAUUCCUAGUGAUUACAUGCUGACAAUCCAGAACUGUGAUAUUAUCUCAGUGGAAUACUGUUUAAAGGUAUAUCUGGACAUCAGCUUUGCUUUUGAUCCAGAGAUUCUGUGCCCAGUGGUCAUUUUACCUCCUGGCUUGGCUCCUGGCUGUCUGAGUAAUAUAAAUGUAGGUCCCUAUCCAACAGGUGCUAUUGGGGGUCCAAGCAACAGUGACUUCCCUCCCCCCACAAUGCCCAUGGGCCUUCAAUCUAUGUCUCCACAUUCAGGCAGUUAUGGAUAUCCAGGAGUCCAAAGCUAUUCAGCACCACCACCACCUAUAUACCCAAAUAACCCUGUUGUAUAUGGUGGACCAGCGGGUGUGCAAACUUCUCAGCCAACACACAUGUUUGGAAGCUACAAUAACCCAGUGCCACAGGUGCCUUCGCCAUAUGGAACUCCAUUUUCAUCUUCAUUAUCUUCUGUCCUGUACCCGCCACCACCCCCAACACCACCCCAACAAUUUCACCAACCCCCAUCUGCCCUUGAGAGCCAGCCAUCUCCUUCUAUUCAAUCUCCAGUACCUCCUGCGUACAACAUGCUGCCUUCUGCACCAGUGAUGAAUGUAGACUUCCUGUCUCAGUCAGAUGGAGCUCCUCCAUCAUACUCACUCCUUUUCCCAGACAAAUCUGAUGCAAAAUAACUGACUAAAUGCUAAAUGGUCAAUUAGUGAGUUAUUUAGUUAUAAACUAAACCUGUGUAGGUACAGAUUUGACAUUAGACCACCCCUAUUAUGUCUUGAACAAUUUUUUAUUAAAAUGAAAUUGUUAAUGUAUGCAGUAUUUAUCAUUUAGUCACCUAUAUACUGGACUUUAUAUACUGGGCAUAAAUAAGACUUUUGCACUGCAUGUGAUUUAAUGAGCAGGUCAGGUCGCUCAUUAACUUUGUACAGCUACUUAUGCCUUAAUUAUCAUGGUGCACUGUAUUUUGCAUUGUUCAAAGUGCCCUUUUCAGUAUCAAUAUCUACCUCACUGCUCUAUUUAGUAGGGGUGGGGGAAAAAAUCGAUACUGUGUAGUAUCGUGAU
This is a messenger RNA of Pundamilia nyererei, 1552 nucleotides long. RefSeq names its product arrestin domain-containing protein 2-like. The transcript has 5 exons. NCBI's taxonomy places the organism in Eukaryota, Metazoa, Chordata, Actinopteri, Cichliformes, Cichlidae. Gene Ontology annotation, cellular component: plasma membrane; cytoplasm. Gene Ontology annotation, biological process: protein transport. The record is from RefSeq and is a predicted model, not a curated record. Bases 61 to 1170 code for a protein of 369 amino acids.